CAAUAUAGGAUUGAUUGAUAUUUAUUCCUAUGCUUUUAAAUUUAAUCUACCUUAGACUGAAGACGAUUAUGAUCAUUUUGCUGAUGAGGAAGAAUUUGAGGUAUAUAUUCAUUAUAUUGCAUGACAUGUGCUAAAAAUGUUCAAUUAUUAUUACCUUACCUCUGAGAAAACAAGAUUAGUUAAUAUUAUUAAUACUUCUGUUUGUGGAAACACCACGUAAAUUUAUUAUAAUUGCAAAGCUUUCGAUCCGUAAGCCCAGAUUUUCAUCAGUGCUAAUAAUAUGUGACUUGUUCAAUUCACAUGCCCUUUUAUAUACCAAAGUGUUGUGAUCUGUUGGCUUGCAUCAUUUGAAAUUUAAUUAAAUGGUACAUCAACCACGUCAUUACAAAUGUAGUGAAGUGAUUCUAAGUAACGCGAGCACAUCCAAGACAAGAGAAAUUCAUUUUGAUUAGUUAAAAUUAAAUUAAGAUUAGUUUAAAUUUUGGAUAAUGUCCCAUAUUGCUGUAGGGUCAUCCAAUCACAGUUGCCCACUACUGUACAGGUACUAUAGUUUGUAAUGUACCAACUUAAAAUACGAUAUGCAUUUUUCCCAAUUCUCAAUUUUACUAGGGUUACUCAAAAGACAAAUCUGGAAAUAAAGGCAAACAAUCAGAGCCAGAUUUGAAAAUAGCAAAGGUAUGGUAGUAUAUUAUGAUGUUUAGUUACACAUCCACUUUGAUAUUUUGCCCUACUGGAUAUAUAUUUAAUAUUCUAACCCGAGUUAAGUAAAUUUAUCCAUUGAUGGGAAAUGAAAUUCUUUUACUCCACAAAUUAUGGCAUUAUGCUGAAUAAAAUUUUAAUUAUACCAGCGCCUCGAAGCGGCGCCCCCGUAUAAUUAUGAUUAUACAAGCACUCGAAGGGAGAAAUGUAUGUAUGGAAUACUUUGGCUUCUAAAUACUGUAAAAUUCCCUUGAGUGUUGGCCGUCAUUGAAAAUAAUUACAAUCAUGUGUUACCUUAUAAAUAUAGCUGUUAUAUACAUUGCUCAUUUUACAACAGGUAAAUGCUGUUACUUUCUUGAGUUUUUUUCUGUUUACUGAAGGGAUAAAUAGCAAUUACAUUCACAUUCUAUAUGGGCAUGCUUUGAUUUCUUAACUCUUUAAUUUAGACUGCCCAGGGCAGCAUUCAGUUUGCAUGAGUGUCCAACAUUGGUGCCUAUAUGAACCAACAUCUGCCCUAGCCCUGGUGUACCCAAUAAUCAGACUGGUCAUGUAUUAAAUCUUUGCAUUUUUUUUUCUCACUUCUGUCGUAAUGUAUAGGUACCAUUGCAUUUGAGAGCAAACUGGGAAGGUUUUUAUCUGGAGAUUCUUAUGAUUGCUGGUUUAGCAGCUUAUGCUUUGAAUUUCUUUGCUGGCAGAAGUAAAAAUUCAAAACUGGCCACAGCAUGGUAAGUCAUGUAAACUGAAGGAUUUGUAUACACAGGUUUCUAAAUCAUCGUAGCUACAGUGUAGAUUUCUGGUUAAUUCUUUUAAUCAAAGUAUGUUGAAAUUAUUGACCCAGCUCCUGUCUACUUUUCAUGAUUAACUGAUUACAUAAUUAUAUAAGUGUGCCUCAAUUGUACUGUUAAUGGUACCUGUAUAAUUGAACCUGUAAAACACUGUGAUUGUGUAUCCUCUACCAACUUGACAAUUUGUAUCUAUGCCAAUAGGAUGAAAUAUAAUAGAACCAUUAUGCAAGAUAAUUUUUCAAUUGUUGGUAAGUACAAUAUACAGUAAUUGUUUCAAACUAAAAUCUACAAGGAAAAACGUACUAGCUAGUAUAUACAUGUUUAUAUAUUAGGCCACCCUGUUAAUACAAUCAAUUUUUUUUGGCCUGUCUUUGGCCAUAUUAAUGGGAUUCCACUUUAUAACAAUUAUUAUGGAAAUAAAACAACUCUUUAGAGGCAAUUUGUCAAGCAGAAGCGUCUGUAACUUUUUCAUGCAAAACUACUACUGUACUAUACUAAGUUAGUAUUUGGGUUGUACUGUGAAUUAGUUGUACUGUAAAUCAUAUGAAGAAAUGGUGUUAUCUCUUGUUGUUUUAUUACGUGAAGUUAUUUCAGGUUGUUUGUACCAACUGACGUACAAAUUGAAUGACGUCAUUUGACUAGUUUUAACAAUCGGAAUUGGGUCGAUUGUACUGGUAGGAACGAUCGAUGACCGUUAAUUUCCGAUUAAUGCACGAUUCCUGACAGUGUUUGAUUAUUGUAGAAAGGAUUUUCGGUAUACCGAUCGAUAUACGGAAAAUACCGGCGUUGAAUCCAAUCAGUCGUGUCGGUAUAGGUUUUUCAGUCAUAACCGAUAUAAUGAAUUGACGGAACAAGUUUACCCUACCUAAGUUUUUGCAACAACAAAUAGGAAACCAUGGGCUUUUCAUUUUUCUGCAAAGCUCUGGAUAACUGUAAAAAGCUAUGGCGAACGACACCAACCUAAGGGGUCUGGGGGCAUGAUCCCCCAGGAAGAGCGCCAGGAAAUUUCGAAUUUUGAUGCCCUAGAAUUACAUUAUUGGCAUUAUGGGGAAGGUUUUUCCAACAAAGUCAUAUGUUCAUUGUGUGGUAGAUGUCAAAGGAUAGCGUGUUCUCGGAUUGCAUACACAAGUUUAUUGAUAACAUUUUUGUAAUUUUAAUAAAAUACAAAACAAUGGUCUUUUCACCCCGUGGUAAACCAACCUUUUCGUGGUUCUCGUCUGACAAUUGAGAAACACAACAAAAUAUAAAGCUCUGGCGAAUUUGGGCGUGGCGUGAGUAAAUGAUCAGGCGAAUUUCGCCGUUCGCCGGCCUAAAAUGAAAAUUUCCAGUAUACCGAUACAGGAGAAAAUCCUUAUCUCCCAAUAUGCCAUGCCUGGUUAUGAUUCUCGUGACCAAACACCAAUGGUUUUCUCUGACUUUGUCUUGUACUGAGUCUACUGACGCCGGACUACUGCGUGAAGAAUAUUGAUAACUCUGAUGGAGCAUCAGAUUUAGACUUGCUAACAAGUCGACCUCGGACGAGCGACGAAGUCGAAAGUCGCUAGCGCGAGCGACGAAGAAAUUACUUCCUUGAAAAUUCCUUAGUUCUAAACAAAGACGAAGGACUUUAAGAAAGUCUAAUGGAGCAUUCGAACGGAAGAUGGCUGUGAAACACAUUAGAAUAUAACUCAUUACCUAUGUUAACGUUUAUUCAUAAAUCUGGUCCUUCCCCGUACGUGUGUAUUGUAUUUUUGCUAGGGGUGCACCGGAUUUGGAAUUUUCAAAUCCGGCCGGAACCGGAUUUACCGGAUUUGGCCAAAAAUUCUGGCCGGAAUUCCGGCCGGAUUUGCCGGAUUUGAGAUAAACCGGUAAUGGCAAUAAAUUGGGAUAAUUCAGUAUUCAAAAUGGCGGUUUAUGUUUUUUACUAUUUUUAGUUAGUGUCAGUUUAGAUUUUUUAUUGUGUUUAAACCUUUUUUAAAUAUCUUCUUGUUAAUAACUUGAUAUUUUAUAAUAAUAUUAAGUGUUUUUUAAACUUUAAAGCUGCCAAAUUGAUGGUUUAUCCGAUUCUUGGUGAAUAUUUUAAGGUGAAAACAGAUAUUUAAUCCGGCCGGAUUUUCUCCAAAUCCGGCCGGAUACCGGAAAAUUCGUUAAAUCCGGCCGGAUUUGAAAUCCGGUGCACCCCUAAUUUUUGCCCAACCAACCAAUAUCAGUGUUUUAGGAAAGUUACCUAUUCGUGACUCGAACAGUAGGGAAAUUGUUAUUGGUGGGUUUGGCAAAAAUACAAUACACGCGUGACGGUGAAGGACCAGAUUUAUGAAUAAACGUUGACUAACAUAGAUAAUGAGUUAUAUUGUUAUUAUAAUGAGUUUCACAGCCAUCUUCCCUUCGAUAGGCUAUGGAUGGAGGAAUUACGAAAUUAAUAAAUGAAAUUAAAUUAAUUUGAGAUUAUAGGUUCUUGCAGUAGUAUAGAAAAGGGAACAAUUGUGUUAAAAAACCCUUUGAUUUCCUUAGUGAUGGUGUACUGUUCUGUGGGGAAACUAGAAAUUAAUAUAUAUUGGGUCAUUUGGGUGGACAUGCCGUAUACUGUACAGUCAAUUGUGCGGAAAGUAUAAGUCAUUGUUCUACACUAGGCGAUGAUGGAUCCGGUGAUGAACCUCAGCAAGGAAUUCUGGUGAAAGAAAGUGAAAGUCAUUAUUCUCUUUGGUGUUCAGGAAGAGUGAAUUGUGAAGGGCUUCUUGUUGAACUAAAAGUAAGUCUGAGCGACCGCACUGCAUGAAUGCAUUGUCAAUCCAGUGGACAAGACAUUUCACACACAUUGGUUCGAAACGGUAAGGCUAUACAGGUACAUGAGUAGUGUAUGUCAGCUCUCGAUGUUAUAUUUGUUUCCUUUGAGAAGGUUAAUAGGGACGGCAACGUUACGACGACGGCAACGUCGUAACGUAACGGCAACGUUACGACGAGUCACGACGGCAAACGAAGUCGUUGUAAUGGAUGAUUGUAAGCGAAAAAUCAGUACAAUGUCAUCGUUUCCAUUGAUAGUUGCAUUAUUUAAAUUUGACAAGAAAUAUCGCAAUAAUGUAAGGAAAGCGCGUCGUCUAUUAUCAUGGUAUGAAAUUAAUGCGGUUUAAGUAUCGAGGUAUUAACUACGUAUUGACAGUAUCAGUAACCGUCGUCGUUGUAUUUUCGCCCUUCUUGCUAGAGGUUCCUAAUAACGGCAGUUCAAAUAUUUUUGAAGUGUAAAAGGCCUUUCUUGUCAGGCCUCUGAAUUAAGCCUUGCUUAAAUUCGCAAAUAACAUAGUGACCAAGCCAUACAAUAUAAAGAUUAAUUUUCGUAUAAUUGCUACAUUUUCGGAAAGUUGGACUGUACUAAUAUAAAAGACCAUGAGGACAGUUGAAAAAAAAUUAAAACAGUGUUUAAAGGUAGUCAAGUACUGUAUAGCCUGCCAACGUGACGUAUGUCACCACGUGCAUCUUUGUAAAUAUUUUGUCCGAUUUUUUAUGUAUAAAUUGUUUUGUAGUACCUCAGAACUUGUAUUAAAGGUAUUCUUUUUAUAUUUUGUAGUUACUUAAAAGACACGACUUAGUUCAUGUUCUCACAUACAUGUUCAAACCAACUUCAGAUAAAAUGGUACGUAAUGCAGAAGAGUAUAGUAUAUAUUCUUCAAUCUGAACUAUCUUAUAUGAUUAUAUGUCAUUCCUGGUUAAAGAAACCACCUGAAUUCUGUAUACAUUUCAUAUUUUUCCAAGGUUGCAACAGUUUACAUGAGUGAUGAAGAUAUGGAUAACUUCGUCUUUGCGAUCUAUCCGAAACGUACAGCGGGCAGAAUGCAGAAAGAACUUCAAGAUUUAGUAUGUAGUCUAGCUCGUUUUAUGUUUAUUAAUGAUGUCAAAAUGGGAACAUUGUACAUCUUUUUUCGAUGAAUCGGCUCACUUAUAUGUACUCAACUGUUUUUCUUGCAGAGUUUCUUCUGUCCCGAACGACGGCCUGGAGAGAAAGUUGGUUUACCUAGUACAUAUAGUGUUAUAUCAGAAAGUGCAGAAAUUCUAAGUUUGCUUUCAGUAACGGUAAGAGAUUCCUCUUUGUAUACAUUAGUACAAACUUGUAGAUAUUGUUGUAAGAUUUCCAGGAGGUCUGUUCUAUAGUUCUAUUUGUCGAAACUAUAUGAAGUACUGAACACGUUUAACAGUCCUAAUGUGUGCGACCCGAGUGAUUUCGUGCUACUGUAUAUGUCAGUACAAAAUUAUUCUAGAUUGGUUUAACGUAAUUUCGUUAGAUAAUUAAACCAAUAGUUGUUGAACCGAAUUUUUAUAAGCGAGUAGGUUUCCUUCUUUAUAAAUUCUUAAAGUUAUUCUUAUGAAUGUGCCAAUCGUGCAGUAGCGAGUAUAAAAAAACAUUGUGUUCUGAGUUCUGUCUCAAAACCAAGAUUGAAAUGUAAUCCCUAUCUUUUUAUAUAGGUAACAAAAUUAAUCACAGAUAAAAGUGAUCUGUUUGAAAGUCUCCACUUUUCAGAUCAAUAUGCUGGAUAUAAAAAGAAUCCAGAGUAAGUAUCUUUGCCUUGUACUACUUCGUGUUUUAAGUCAAUUCAUAUGUUACCAUGCAUCCCCGACUGUAUUAAUAAUGGUAAUUGCACUGAGUGGAGUGCAAUUUGGUCUAAAAUCAAACGCGUGAUUACAAAAUCGCACGACCGCGAAGCGGGGAAGUGCGAUUUGUAAUCACAAGUUUGAUUUCAGACCAAAAUUGCACGACACGAAGUGCAAUUACCACAUUAUAUUCAUUUUGAAAUCUUAAUUUUAAACAAUUUUGUAAAUGGAAACAGUUCUUUUUUUACGAAAGACACCCCCUGAUACUCCUCUAGUUGAACUUUCUUUAAAUCUCGAAACGUUUUACCAAAAAAAUGAAAAAAAAUUUAUGGAUACUGUGAAGACUAAAAGACAACCAAUCUAAGUUUAAACAUACUUUAGGUUUUAUUAGCGAUUUGAUAGGGUUUUGGUGCGGUUUGUGCAUUCAAACAUCAACAAAUUAUACGAUGUACGAAUUACUGUACCUUGUUUAGUUGUUUCGCCUGUCGCUUUAUUAAUAACAGUAAGUUGCUUUUUAAUUUUUUCUUAUUUUUAUUUCUCAAGGAUAUAUACAAAAGGUUAAUUUAUUUAAAUUUGCAACGUUUCGGAGUGUAUGUUGUUAAUGUUGCUAACGUUAACAACAGUUGUCGCCUGAAGACGGACCCGAAACGUUGCAAAUUUAAAUAAAUUAAUUAACCUUUUGUAUAUAUCCUUGAGAAAUAAAAGUAAGAAAUAAAUUAUGAACCACAAAGGUGAAAGUUUUAGAAACAAGAUUAAGUUGCUUUUUGUUGGUAUUUUCGCUAUGUUUCACAAAGAUUUUGUUCCUACUAUGCCCAUAAUUAUUUGUGAAUUGUUUAAUUAACAGUUUAAGCUAUACUUUAUUUUGUUUUUAUAUUCAAAAAAUUAGCCAAGAUGGCAAUACUCUGAUUUGUUUAUUUUGCUCAAUUUGCCAGAUCACGUUUUUCUAAAAAUUGACUGGCUAAGUGAAUUCUACACUUUCCUUUGAUUGGCUAGCUAUAAGGUCACCACUUCAAUAUGAUUGGUUUAAAAAACGAUUACAACUCAUGCUGAUGCGAGCAAAGCUCAAAAUAGUGCGAUUACAGCUCUAAAAUAGUGCGAUUUGGGCUGGAAUCGCGCAAUUUUUGGCCAAUCAGAUUGCCCCAAUCGCGCAUGAUUUAUAAAUGAAUAUAACAAAUAUGUAAAUUACUCCAGUCAAUUACAUUAAAGACCUUUCUAGUAAUUGCAACGUUACAUCCUUUUAGUGAGGCUGAGAAUCCGGAGGAAAUAAAGCCACCUAAAGCAAGAAAAGUUUUAAUUUUUACAUUUAAUCGUAAGUGUGACAGUUGCUAGUGCAUACAGAACGUAGUGCGUAGUACAUAUUUGCGUGCGGCAGCUGUAGCUGUUCGUAUUAGCAGAAAUCAAGGAGGGUAAUUUGUGUUUCUUCACGUUCGUGAUUUUGACCAAACUAUAGAUGUAGAACGAAACCGUAUCUACCUAGUACCCUAUCAAAACCCUAAACCCACGAUAUACCCACCAAUUCAAAUCGUGUCUCUGAAUUAAGUCACUGGAUAAUAAAUUACGUCACUGAGUCACUGACGUAACCGUAUACCUCUAGGCAAACGUUACUACAGUAUAUAUAAUUUUGUCUAAUUUCCACGCAUUUUAUUGCCAUAUUCUAGUACCUGGUAAAGGCAAGACGAAAUACGCGUACAUGGAAAUGUGCAAACCUUUAAUAAAUGUAAUAUUUCAUUUUAUGGAUAAAGUAAAGAAAUUUAAACUUAGUAAAGAUGUAAGUAUAUAUUUGAUUAUGCGUGGUUUAUUUAUAAUAAUGUGAUAGAGUAAUCGUGGUUGUCUUGUUAUAAAAUCAGGCCUGUGUGGUUAAACUUUUUUCUUUGGCGACAAGAUUAAAAAAUAUAAAUCCUCGUUUAUCAAUUGUGAGAUUUACUGUUCUGUGUGGUUUUAUUAAAUAUACCGCACAAAUGCAUCCUGGUAUUAUGCUUUUUGCGGGCUUGUGUGUAUAACGAAGUUUGUUCUUAUUUUUCUGGAGCCGGUUGUAUAAAAAGUUAGUUACAGUUAAUUAACUACAUUUAGUGCGAAAGUUAAAGGGGCGGUAUGAUCAAACUUUUUAUUCUCUUCAACCAAACCUUAAACGAAAAUGCUCAUAAAACUGUAUAAUAACUUGUUUUGAAGAUUUUUGUUCUCAUGCUUAGUUCUUGAGAUUAUACAAUUACUUUAUGGUUUCCGUGUUUGGAUGGCCUGAUCCAAACACGCGGGAAUGUUGCGAGAGUUAAGAAAAGCGAGCGAAAUCACGAGCCGAAGGCGAGUGAUUUUGCCCGCUUUUCUUAACUCGAGCAACAUUCCCAAGUGUUUGGAUCAGUCCAUCCAAACACGGAAACCAUAAAGUAAUUGUUUUAUAAAAUAACAACAACACGGUAGUCUUCCGUGUUUGGAUGGCCUGAUCCAAACACGGCUUUCGACCAAUCAGAAUACGCGUUAUAUACAUGUUAUUUUAUAAAUUUCUUUAGUUUGUAACCAUGUGACGUCAUCUACUCAAUUACAUAUAUAAUGAGAUAUCAGUAAUUGUUGUGUAUCUUUGCUAUUUUUGAUCGAUUUGUUAAAAAACACAGUAUGCUUAAUGAUGCAGGUUAAAUUAACAAACGCGCCGCAUCUUUCGAAAUAUUUUGAUAAAAAUAGCAAAGAUACACAACAAUUACUGAUAUCUCAUGAUAUAUCAUAUAUGUAAUUGAGUAGAUGACGUCACAUAGUUACAAACAAAAUGAAAUAUCUCAAGAACUAAGCAUAGGAACCAAAAUCUUCAAAACAAGUUAUUAUACAGUUUUACGGGCACUUUCGUUUAAGAAAAUAAAAAUUUUGAUCAUACUGCCCCUUUAACUUAACCAAUUAAAACACGUAGCUCAGAGUUAACUACUAUUUAACUUCAACAGUGGUUAAAAACAAUAAAAAGUAGUUAAGAGUUUUAUACAACCGCCCCCAGGUAGUUGUAUCAUACAAACAAGCCCGCAUAAUGUAUUCUGCAACACCUGCACUUUGCACCCAGCAUCCAUGAAAUUAUGUUUUUCAUUGUGUAUAAGCUCUUACUGAAACCUGGCUUUCGAUUAUAUCGUCAUAUAAAUUGGGAAUUGUCUCCAAUUGUCAAGAUUUCAUAUGAGUUUCCACUUAGAAACGUUGUCAAAUAAAAAGUGAUAUCCACAAUAACGUACAAUGAUGUAUCAACUAUAAAAUAGAUGUUUGUGCGAUGUUACUCUGAGUGUAUAUCCACACCGGGCAGGCUUGAAAAAUAUGCCUGGCCACGGCGGGAUUCGAACCUACGACCUUUGGAAUACUAGCCCAAUGCUCUUCCAACUGAGCUACGCGGUCAGGACGGUUCGAGUAAGCGAUAUUUCGGAACUGAGUCUAGUUCCUUCGAUAUCAGUGUAAUCUAAUAUUUAUGAAAUCUGCUGUGUUGGUGUAAUGUACUCAGGUGAAUAAGAUGUUUGUGCGAUGUUACUCUGGGCUAGUAUUCCAAAGGUCGUAGGUUCGAAUCCCGCCGUGGCCAGGCAUAUUUUUCAAACCUGCCCGGUGUGGAUAUACACUCAGAGUAACAUCGCACAAACAUCUUAUUCACCUGAGUACAUUACACCAACACAGCAGAUUUUAUAAAAUAGAUAGUACAAUUAGCAUAUUGUGGGUGGUAUGCUAUUAUAUUGGUAAAGUAACAUACAUAUACGUUACGGCGUACAGUCUGGACAACGUGCUUUGUUUUCCUUGAAUUAGGCUAAGACAAAAUCAGAUAAGAAAAGACGGGAAAUGGAGGAAUCGUUUUGGAAACAAGCUCAUGCUUCUCGUCAAGAGGUAUACAGUAUGCAUGCAGUACAGUAUAAGCCAAAUCAGUGUAAUUUGACGUGCAUGCAACUCGUGUGUUGUGAUAAAAAUUUCAGCCAGGUAAAAAUUGUUGAGUAAAACCCUGACCUGGACCAACCAGGACGAGAGCUGAUGAGAGUUGGCAAGAGAUUAAGAAUAUUUAAAAUACAAAUGUUCGUUUUUAUGUUAAGGCGGCUCAACAACGUCGUGAGGAUAAACAACGCGCAGAAAAAGAACGAAUGAUGAAUGAAGAUGAUACUGAGAAACAAAGGCGAUGGGAGGUACAGUUUAUAUUCUGUAACAGACCUGGAAAAAGUCGGAUUCUGGGUUUGCCUUUUUAGAAUUUUCCUCAAAAGUGCGUGAAAACAAUGGAAAAUUUGACCGUACAUUAUGUAUGCAAGAAGAAAGUAUAUAGUCGAGCCUCUAUUGAGCAGCCCACUAUAGAGAUUCAGCGGCCAGGUUUCUUAAAACCUUAAAAAUUCACAUCGAAAAUUCCAUCUACAAAAGCGGCCGCGGCCAUGCACCUUUAAAUAGUCCCGAUUGUUUUUUUCUGUUGCAUUUUAUCUCUAUUAAACGGCACGUACAGUACACUCACUUUAACGAAUAUUGAGAUUAGAUUGUUUCAUUUACCUAUAUGACAUUUCUUUAUUGCGUGUUGCCAUUACCAAAAUAUAUAUAUUGAGAACACUGCCUUGUAUUCGCGUGUCUCUCGUUUCCCGACAUUCGCAAGGAAUUUCCAAACCAUCAUUGCGGCCUUUUUAAAUAAAAACUUGCGGCCUUUCAUCCUCGCCUUCCUUAAAACACUAUUACGAGCUGUUAUUGUUAAUUUGAUAUUCUUGUCGUAGCUUAGUAUUGUUUUUUAUUUGAAUAAAUUGAAAUUUGAUAACGAAUUUUUGCGUACGUUCUUCUAUUAAGCGGCCACAUGAGCGCCGAGCCCCAUGCAAAGGGUGGCCGUUUAAUAGAGAUUUGACUGCACACUUGAAUGAUAUAAUGAUUCCUCAACGUGUGUAUGAAAAUGUGAAAAUGUUCCUUAUUCUUAUUCUUAUUAAAGUAAAGGCAAAUUUUUUCUCAGGAUCCCGAGAUCCCACUUUUUUCCUGGUCUGUGUCAAUCUCGUACCCAGAGCCAAAGAAUAAUCGACCCUGGGUACGAGAUUGAGUCUGUGCUGUAAAAAAAUAUACAACACCAAAUUUGCAUCUUAGGAUGAAAUGUCACAGAUAUACAGAAAUUCUCUGCAGUAUUCUCACUAGAAACACUCAAUAAUGUUUGUAAUGAAGGUUUCAAUCAACUCAGCCAAUUAGCGUGAGGUUAAUUAAAUGUGAUUAUACAAUUACUUUAUGGUUUCCGUGUUUGGAUGGCCUGAUCCAAACACGCGGGAAUGUUGCGAGAGUUAAGAAAAGCGAGCGAAAGCACGAGCCGAAGGCGAGUGAUUUUGCCCGCUUUUCUUAACUCGAGCAACAUUCCCAAGUGUUUGGAUCAGGCAUCCAAACACGGAAACCAUAAAGUAAUUGUUUUAUAAAAUAACAACAACACACGAUAAUCUUCCGUGUUUGGAUGGCCUGAUCCAAACACGGGUUUCGACCAAUCAGAACACGCGUUAUAUACAUGUUAUUUUAUAAUACAUUUUCUGAUAACGACAAAACGUGGAUGCAAAACAAUACCAAUAAUUACAAUAACCACCACGGUGAUUACUUUUUAACAAUGAGUUUAAGGAUUAACACUGAAAAUGCAAAAUAUGCAUGGUGUGCUGUGAAGUGUCAUAAGUCCUAUUGAGUAUUGAUCUACUGUAACUGUGUAAAGCCCUCUCGAUACAUGUAAUUGUAAAUUUGUAUUCUUACAUGCAGGGCUUGAAAUAACGUUCCCAAAGUUCCCGAUCAUGGUGAUCGGCAGUCGUGACUUUCCCUGCUUUUUUCAGGUUGGAAACCGAAACACUGCUUUUCCACCGAUCAUAAGCAAUUCCUUGCGGAUCAUUGAUCGGUGAUCGGUUGUAUUUCAAGCUCUGUCUUAACAUUGAUUUCAAAUGAUUAAAGCCAUGUAAUAAUUAUCCCAUGCAACUGUUAGGAAGGGCGAAAUUUUGAACGGAGGACGAAAAUCCUUAAAGAAAAGGUGAAGUUUCUAAAAGGUGGCGAAUUUUCUAAAGGGGGGCGAAAUUCCUAGGACUUUCGCCCCCCUGGGGGCGAAAAUGUAGGGGGGGCGAAAAUCCUGGGACACCGGCGCAACGUUAAGUAAAAUGCUACAAUGCCUCGUAAAUUUUAUUGCAAAAUGCAAAUUGAGUGAAUUUGCAAUCAGAUUUUGUCACAGCAAAAAAAUGUAUGUGACAAUUUUUUUUGUGAUCGGACCAAUGUCCGAUCAAAAUUACUUUUGCUCGGACAUUUGCCAAAUUUAGUCGGACAUUGUCCGAUGUCCGACAGUAAUUUGCAGCCCUGAAAGGUACGGCCGGCUAUGAAAGAUACGACGGACGAUGGAAAAAAAACUGUACGAAUCGAUGUCUGGUUUAUGUUAUAAGGAAAAGGCAACAAUCGAGGUAGCGUAUUAAUGGAUAGAUGUACAUGUAAAGGAGGGCAAGAUGGAGGCUGCAAGCACAUCACAGCCUGUUUGUAUUCGCUGGAGGAUGUACUGCAUAAUCGCGGGAGUGUAAUGUCUAGUCCAUGCCAGUGGGUUAAAGUUAAACGAGCGACAUCAGAAACCAAACCGUGCGAAAUUAAAAGUUUGCAAAUACGGAGAUCCGACAAAAGACCGAGUCCGAGUAAAGUAAAACGAAAAUACGAACAUUUUUAUGCUGAUAAUAUUGAUGUUGACGUCAGGCACGAAAACGAUAGAAGUCCCCCCCCCCUCCAAAAAGGCUCUUAUUACGUUUACAGAUGCUCUUUCGUCCGUCAGCAGUAAACUCUGUGUCUUUCCACUACUUGAAAAAAAUUAUCAAUCGGAAUCCUCACAAGAAACCGCACCAGAGUUCAAACCUACCCAGUCAAUAAAAAUGGAGGUAUAUUAUAAUUAAUUUUUUAUUUAAAGUGAAAUAAGUGUGCAAAUUUUGUUUAAAAGUGUUUCACGGGCCAUGUGUAGUGGUAAAUCCUGUCAACAGCUAAUAGUGUACACUCCUGUAUUAUUACCUCCGCCAGGAGGUUAUGUAAUCAUCUGGGUUUGUGUGUGUGUGUGUGUGUGUGUGUGUGUGUGUGUGUGUGUGUGUGUGUGUGUAUGUGUGUGUGUAUGUGUGUGUGUAUGUAUGUGUGUGUGUAUGUGUGUGUGUUUGUCUGUGAGCACGAUAACUCAAGAAAUACCAAACAUAUCCGUACGAAAUUUUUUGAAUGCAUUUCCCAUCGGCUAAGGAAGAACUGAUUAAAAUGUGGUUGAAUUUGGUUAAAAAUUGAACGAGAAAUGAACAAAAUUUUGUCUUGCUUUUCCCGGUCAAUUAACAAAAAAUAUUACUGAAUGCGUAAUUAGGACGUGUAUAAUUUAUGCACUCAAUGCUAAGACAAUAAUGAGAUGAUAAACCUCAUUAAGUUUCGGCCUUCAUUAUCUAUUGUCUUAGUUGCAUUUCACGCGACCGAAAUUCAAUGUCUAAAACAAGGCUUACGGAGUUACGCAUUAUUACGUUCAGCAAAGUGCCAGUCCAUUCAAAUUCUAACAACAUUAGAUUACUUCAAUACAGGGUGUAUAAAAGAACGCAACCUCGGAAUUUCCCAAGAAAUCGACAUUGUUUUAAAGACAAAAGAUUUUAGCUGCCUGGGAAUUUAAAAUAGCACAACUGUAAAAUUACUGCACGCGCGAGUGCAUAAAGCAAAAUUUAUGCAUUUAUUUAAUGACACUUAAUAAGUUUUUAUUUUACAAGUACUGUACAGUACAACAACAGUAAUAUGUUCUAUUAGCAAUUCGAUUUCAAUUCGCGGGGGCCUGAAAUCUUUAUGCUUAAGAAUUGUAAAGUGGAUUUCUUAGGAAAUUCCAAGGUUGCCUUUCACUUCCGAGUAACGAGCGGAGGUAUGCAGUCUCUGAGUGCCCUCUAGUUAUCCAUGCAUUUAUCAAGGCAUUAUCGCGGUUGUCGCUGCAUUUUUUGUUUGAUACUUCAAUUGGACGUCACUUUGUCAGCUUCUUGACAUGUAUUUCUUGUUUUUCUAUUGUUUUGGUUAAACAUUUCAACGUGAAUGAAAAAUUUAUUUUAUUAAAGAAUUCUUCGGAUCGAAUCGGAUUGGAAUAUUUUAAUUAUUACAACUCGGAUCGGAUUAGACAAUUUCGGAUCAGAUCGGAUUUUAAACAUUAGCCAAUUGUCGGAUUAUAAACGUCCAAUCCGAUCCGAUGCACACCUCUAAUGUUCGCCAUAUAUAUGAACAUAAUUGAUAUAUGUUCUAAUAUUGAAAUCUUAUAACCAACCAUUAAUUAUAAUUUUGCGUGCCAAAUCUUUCUAGGUAAACACGAACGGGGUGAUCUCUUUCCUUCUCCAGGUUUCACAAUACACACCAGAUCCAUUUCCACUAGGAAGUAAUCGGCGUAUCAUUGCACCGUUCUGGGCGGAUGUCGAUACUAGAAACGGUGGCGUUGUAUACUACAGAGAAACUCAGGAUCUUGCAAUUCGAACACGAGUUUCUGAAGAAAUUAGAAAGUAUUUCGUUCGUCAAAGACGGUUUUCUGCAAAAUGGGUCCUGAUCGUGUCCUGGUUGAAUGUUGCUCGCUACGGUGGAACUUCCUCUCCAAGUGUAAGAUUGCAAAAUAAAUUACGUACAAAAGACAAUUGGGUAAAAGGGUUUUCAUUUGACUCAGAAUCAACUUUAAUUGGCAUUUUCAUACUGAACAAAAUAUCUACAGAAAACUAUCUGUUUAAUAUUAUGCACUCUAAAAAUCUGCAUGGUUAAAAAUGUUCCUGCAUGUUAAUCUAAUAGUAGGGGUAACUUAAUUGGGGUAACUUAAUGUUCAUGGUUGAAUUUCCUAGUUAAAUAGUUCAGAACCACAGUCCUGCUUAUAAUAACCGUGACUAAUUAUUACGGGAACCACUCAAUAUUUUAAGAAAAUACAAAAUGACAGUAACUCUUAUCUUGUAACUUUUUAAUCAUGAAGAUGACUUCAAACUCGUCGAAACGUCGAUUAAAAAUCAAAAUGUUAUUCGGAGUUACUGUAAUAUUUUGUAUUUUAAUUGAACUAUGAUUCCUGAAUUAAUCAUGCGGGACCACAUAAUUAACCAAAACUGUGCUUAAAUUACUGACCAGCAAAUUUAACCAGCAACAUUACGUUGCCGCAAACAGUAUUAAUUUUAGACUAAUUAAACCAGGAAAUUUUAAAACUCUUUCUCAUGCAGCCAAUCCCUAUUAGCAUAUAUCACUCGCCCGGUGAUAUAUGACUUUGCAAGUUCAUAUCUUCGCAGUGGCCUUAUUGGGGUAUAUUCAUAUAUUCGUGUUCUGCCCGACUAAUUUCUUUGAAAUGAACUUGAAAACAAAGAAAUUCCAAAGAUAUUCGUUGGGCAGAAUACGAAUAUAUGAAUAUACACCCCUCCCCCAAUUAACGCUCAAGUUACGUCUCUGUAUCUUAGGUUUGGUGCAUGCUAUAGACUAUGAAAACAAAAAAUACUACCGUUAGAUUUAGUGAAACAAUAUUCCAAUUCCUAACGUAGUUUAAAUAGUAGACUUAAAUUUUGGAUGCAACCAAAUGCUAUUUGCGAAAUUGCUUUUCUUCUUUAUAGAAUACAUUUCAGACCAUUCUGGCAACCGAUGGCAUCAACUCGUUUUCAAUAUUUUACUACAAUAAAAUCGAGUGGACUUUUGGCACUUUGAGCAAGGGCG
This is a messenger RNA of Paramuricea clavata, 15647 nucleotides long. Lineage: Eukaryota; Metazoa; Cnidaria; Anthozoa; Malacalcyonacea; Plexauridae. The record is from the annotation of a GenBank genome assembly.